CGAUAGUCACUGUGCGUCUCUGAUCUAAAGCAAACAGAUUGAUUCGCACUGCACGUCCGUAGCUUCCCUGAAACAUUCUGACCACGGAGCAACAUCAAGCCAGCACAAAAUUGUGGGAGGACUUUCAAGUUUAAGAUAACACCGGGUACAAUCUGGUUACCCAAGCAAAGCUGACAGUCUCUGCAGCGUACAGGGACGUUAACAUCUGAUAAAGUGAACUGUAGUCGAACGUCUUUUCCUUUCAGACUUAUCUGUGGCAGUGGAGAAGUCUCGACAUGGAUAACCUGACGACUGUAAGUCCAUCAGAUGUGGAUGGGGAGGUAGUGGUGUAUCCUAGUUUUGCGUAUCGAGUAGUCUACGCUACCAUUAUUGCGAUCAUCUCUGUAGUCGGUGUGAUCGGAAACACUUUCGUUAUCCUCGGUGUUAUCGUCUACAAGAAACUACGUACCAAGACUAACGUCUUCGUGGUCAAUCUAAGCGGUGCUGAUCUCUUCAACUGUUUGAACCUUCCUUGGAUGAGUGUUGCUGUCCUCAGUGUUGAUGGCUGGCCGUUACCAGGUUGGAUCUGCAGCUUUGCGUCUGUGUCUUUGCUGGUCUCCAUUGGAUCAAGUCUGUACAGCUUAGGAGGGAUAGCCCUCUGCAGAUGCGCCUUGGUAACUAUGAAUCCUACGGAGUAUGCUAACUUCUUGACCCGUCGUCGAUUAGCCUGUUUGAUGGCGAUUGUCUGGACUGUACCGAUUACUGUCUCCCUCAUGCCUCUGACUUUUGCGCCAAACUUCCUCGGUUUCAAUGACAAGUACGACAUGUGUAUCUGGGACACCAACCACUGGUUUUCCAUGACUUACAAUGUAAUCUUGUCUAUCUGCUGUUUCCCGCUACCACUAUCCGUCAUCGUGGUGUCGUAUGCACGUAUUUGGCGUCACGUGCGUCGUCACGCGCAACGUAUGGCGCGCGUCUCGGCCCGCAGUGUAUCAGGCGUCGUGGACGGGAACGGAGCGCGUAAAGCACCGGUCAAUCGCCGCCAAAUGGCCGUCACUAUCAACAUGUUAAUUAUCAUCUGUAUCUUCUUGGUCUGCAUCACGCCAUACAGCAUGAUUCUUGUCUUGCCUGGUGGAGAGAUCGUUGUGCCCGCUUUCGGAGUGGUUCUGCUCAGUAACAGCUGUAUCAAUCCACUUAUCUACGCUACUAGGCAUCCUGAUUUCAAACUGGCAUUCGCCAAGAUUCUCAGAUGCAAGGGAAAGGAACUCAUGUCAGAAAGGAGUCGUGUACAAAAUACGCAAUCUUGAACAGAAACAGUUACCCUCAAAAGCUUUCAUGUUUGAUGUUUUAACAUCAACACCACUGCAGUGCAUUUGAUCUAUGAGUGAUAUGUUUUACAGGAUCUAAAAACUAUAAACUUAAGUUAUUACUACUGUUUGACUUUUAUUAUACUUCUUAUAAAAACGGAGACAGAGAUAGCAUAGGUUAAACGAUAUUCAAGGGAUUUACACUUUUUGACUUACCACAUGUUUUGGAUGCCUAU
This is a messenger RNA of Patiria miniata (bat star), 1522 nucleotides long. Its product is annotated as histamine H2 receptor-like. Gene Ontology annotation, molecular function: G protein-coupled receptor activity. Bases 276 to 1286 code for a protein of 336 amino acids. Gene Ontology annotation, biological process: G protein-coupled receptor signaling pathway. Lineage: Eukaryota; Metazoa; Echinodermata; Asteroidea; Valvatida; Asterinidae. Gene Ontology annotation, cellular component: membrane. The transcript has a single exon. The record is from RefSeq and is a predicted model, not a curated record.